Molecule: messenger RNA, 4335 nt
Organism: Triticum aestivum (bread wheat)
Lineage: Eukaryota; Viridiplantae; Streptophyta; Magnoliopsida; Poales; Poaceae
Exons: 2
Coding region: 441-1445 (334 amino acids)
Biological process (GO): proteolysis
Molecular function (GO): aspartic-type endopeptidase activity
Source: RefSeq, a predicted model, not a curated record
GGAGAAGGAUCCGGUGCAGCCGGUCCGCCUCGCGGAUUUGCCUCCCCUCCUUCCAACAACCGCAGACCUGCCUUCCCUGCUUCCACAAGUUGCGGACGCGCGCCUUCCCCGACCCAGCGACCACCUUUUGGUUCGCGGUGGCGACGGCCACGGGUCUACUGGCCACGGCAGGACUUCAGAUCAUCGGGGGAUGUCACCGGGGGAACGAACCCCUAGGGCGCCUCCGGUCACGGGAAGAGGUGCUGGACGCAUUGCGGCGUGAGGACAAACGCGAGGACCGUCGGUACUCAUCGGCCCAUGUGCUGCGGUCGGUGCCGCGGACGGCCUUGCCACUACCACCGCCACCAGUCUCAUCGCCUACAACUGUAAUCGCUCAGGAUAGUCGCGCGCCGACGCGGCGCACCCCUGAAGUGACUCGUCCACCUGUCCAAGACGACAAGAUGGCCACCCUCAAGGCGUAUCGCCGUGCGCGCGGCCUCUGUUUCACCUGCGGCGAACGAUGGGGUCGGGAGCACCGGUGCGGCCCUACGGUACAACUGCAUGUGGUGGAGGAAUUACUGGAUAUGAUGCGCACCGAUCAAGAAGAAGAUGUGGCGACUCCUAACGCAACCAGUGAGUCGGCAGCAGAUUGUUGUGUCAUUUCCAAGGAGGCAAUCGAAGGGGCAGAAUCCCCAACAACCAUGCGUCUUCAUGGCUGGGUGCAAGGGCGUGAGGUGAUCAUGCUGGUCGACUCGGGUAGCUCGCACAGCUUUGUGUGUGCAUCGCUCGCGGAGCAUCUCAAGGGAUUACAACCGGCCAAACGUGCGCUCAAGGUCCGAGUGGCAAAUGGGGGCGAGAUGCGCAGUGAUCAAGAGAUACCAAGCUGUCAAUGGAGCACGCAUGGAGUUCAGUUCCAGACCAAUCUGAAGGUGUUGCCAUUGGGAAGCUACAAUGUCAUCUUGGGCAUUGACUGGCUUGCUUGUCACAGUCCUAUGCAGGUGCAUUGGCAGGAGAAGACCAUGCAAUUUGAGUAUGGAGGGCAACAGGUGCAGCUGCAAGGGGCUAAGGCAGAUGUCACGCAGUGCCAGAUGCUCUCAGGAGAGGAGCUCAACUUGUUACUCCAGCGAGCAGGAGUGGCACGCAUCCUGCAACUAUGUACUGUCCAAACUGACACCGUUCAAGCGACUGAGAUGCCGGUGCCUCAAUCAGUGCAGCAACUGCUUAACGAAUAUGAGCAUCUGUUCGGCGAGCCAACGGGAGUACCACCACAACGAGAGGGUGAUCAUGCGAUUCCUCUGGUACCUGGUGCACGCCCUGUGAACCUUCGUCCUUAUCGUUAUAGUCCGGCACAGAAAGAUGAAGUGGAGCGUCAAGUAGCAGAGAUGCUAGCUCAGGGGAUUAUCCAGCCGAGCUCGAGUCCGUUUGCCUCACCUGUGCUGUUGGUGCAAAAGAAAGACCUCACCUAGCGAUUUUGUGUUGACUACCGACACCUGAAUGCAAUCACAGUGAAGAACCGUUACCCCCUUCCAAUCAUCGAUGAACUGUUGGAUGAACUUGCCGGAAGUAAGUUAUUUACCAGUCUUGACUGGCGCGCGGGCUAUCAUCAAAUCCGGAUGCGCCUCGAAGACGAGCACAAAACGGCCUUCAAGACUCACCAUGGCCACUUUGAAUUCAAAGUGAUGUCCUAUGGCCUGACGGGGGGACCCGCUACAUUUCAAGGCAAGAUGAAUACUGCUUUGUCACUGUUGCUACGCAAGGGCGUGUUGGUAUUCAUAGAUGACAUUCUAGUGCACAGUGAAGAUGAACCAACACAUGUCAGGCUCCUUCGUCAAGUGUUUCAGAUUCUGAAACAACACCAGUUCAAGAUUAACAGGAGCAAGUGCUCGUUUGCGAGACCAAGUCUCACGUAUCUGGGGCACGAGAUCAGUGGUGACGGCGUCCGGACUGACAGGAAGAACAUCCGAGCAGUGGAAAAUUGGCCGACGCCAACCUCGGUCAAAGAGGUUCGAGGGUUCCUUGGCCUAGCAGGCUACUACCGAAAGUUUGUCCGGCAGUUUGGCGUCAUUAGCAGACCCCUUACUGACCUGCUUAAGAAGAACAUAGUCUUCAGGUGGACGAAUCUCGAGGAAACCGCAUUCGCUGCUCUCAAGACCGCCUUGACCUCUGCUCCAGUGCUCGCCUUACCUGAUUUUGCCAAGCCGUUUGAACUAGAGACGGACGCGUCAGACCUGGGUAUUGGCGCGGUGCUCCAGCAGGAACGACACCCUAUCACCUUCCUAAGCAAGGCGUUGGGCCCGCGUAACCGCGCUCUGUCCACUUAUGAGAAGGAAGGUCUCGCCAUCCUGCUGGCUGUGGAACAUUGGCGAUCUUAUCUCCAGCACGAUGAAUUCAUCAUACACACAGACCAACGCAGCCUAGUGCAUCUGGAGGACAAUGUUUGGCGACUCCGUGGCAGCAAAAGGUGAUGGCCAAAUUGCUUGGACUGCGAUACCGUAUUGUGUACAAGAAGGGCGAAGACAACAAAGCGGCAGAUGCACUCUCACGCCGCCCUGGGCCGUUACAAGGAGACCUCGCUACCAUAACUGUGGCGGUUCUCGCAUGGUUGGAAACAGUACAGCAAGGCUAUGAGCAGGAUCCAGCAGCCCAAAAAUUGCUAGCGAAAUUGUCUACAACACCAGAGGGACAUGCGGGCUUUCGCCUGCAGGAUGGGGUCAUUCGCCGGCAUGGGAGGGUAUGGCUGGGAGCCAAUGUAACCCUGCAGAAGCAAGUGCCCGCAGCACUACAUUCCAGUGCCAUUGGAGGCCACUCCGGCUUCAAUGUGACAUACAAGCGGAUCCGCAGACUGUUUACUUGGCCGAGUCUCAAGCACCAUGUGCGGCUGUUUGUGGAGCAGUGUCAGACAUGCAAACAAGCAAAACCUGAACGAGUACGUUACCCGGGGCUGUUGGAGCCAUUACCUGUGCCUAAGCAAGCGUGGGAGCUGAUUACUAUGGACUUUGUGGAAGGUCUUCCCCGCUCAGCAGGCUACAACAGCAUCUUAGUGGUGGUCGACAAAUUUUCACGGUAUGCGCACUUCAUUGCCUUGUCACAUCCCUUCACUGCGUUUCAAGUGGCAGUGGCCUUUGCCAACAACAUAUACAAGUUGCACGGUUUGCCAGAAGGAAUUGUGUCUGAUCGUGACCCAAUCUUUACGAGUGUAAUGUGGAGAGGGCUGUUUCGUCUCACGCACACCGAGUUGCGUAUGAGCACUGCAAGACACCCACAGACGGAUGGUCAGUCCGAGCGCGUCAACCAGUGCCUUGAGACUUACCUCCGCUGCUUCGUGCAUGCCUGCCCUACCAAGUGGUCAUCAUGGCUACCGUUGGCGGAAUUCUGGUAUAAUACUUCACCUCAUUCAGCUUUGGGGACUUCUUCUUUUGAGGUACUGUAUGGCCAUGCUCCUCGGCACUUUGGCAUCCUGGAUACUACAGUUUGUGCUUCGCCGGAUAUAGGGGAAUGGCUUCAGGACAGGGCACAAAUGGAGACUAUGCUGCGGCAGCAUCUCCUCCGGGCCAGACAGCACAUGAAGGAAUCAGCGGACAAGCGUCGAUCUGAUCGGGUGUUCCAAGUGGAUGACUGGGUGUUUCUCAAACUGCAACCCUAUCUCCAACGAUCAGUGGCCACUCGCGCUAACACUAAGCUCUCGUUCAAGUACUUUGGUCCUUUUCAGGUUAUCCAAAAGGUGGGUAAUGUGGCGUACAAGCUCAAGCUGCCGGAGACAAGCACGGUGCAUCCGGUGUUUCAUGUCUCUCAGCUCCGCAGUGCACUGCCACCAUCGGAAAAUGCUCUGGAAGAGUUACCACACGAAGCGGCACCGCAGCCGGAACCGGUGGAGGUGCUUGACAGCCGCAUUCAUCAUCGCGCAGGCGUAGACGUACCGCAAGUGUUGGUGCGUUGGACUGACCAGCCAGCAGCGCUGGCGACAUGGGAGGACCGAGAGGAGUUGCGGCUGUACUUCCCAGCUGCUACAGCUUGGGGUCAAGCUGCGUCUCAAGGAAGGGGGAAUGUUACGGCCCCUCCUACUUCUUCAGCUACACCAGGCGCUGCUACUUCUACGACCAAGGCCCAGACGGAGAUUGAGGCCCAUGGCCGACCGACGCGGGCUCGCAAGGGGAGUGAGCGGUACCCGGCCCAUAGCUGGGUCACUGGCUGAUCGAGAGGGAUAUGUACCUGCGAGCGUGGAGAGGGAGGCAGGCUGGAACAAGACACAGGCGGCGGCUGGCUUCCUCCUACCCCCAAUUCCCCUUUCUCCUACCCUAGAACCCGAGCUUGUAUCCUAAAAUUCAGUCUGUAAUCGAAGAAAUAUCCUGAACCUUA